AUGGGGGCAGAGGGAGUGGGGGAACUGAAUGUGGGGACUGUGGAUCUCGAUGCUGCCCCCAAGUUGGAUAGCUUCUUCCCUGGUUUAGAACCCCCAGGGCGUCUCCUGCCCCCAGCUCCUGGCCUCCCUUAUGGCUCUGGCCAGACUCUGCCACCAGGCCCCUCACCAACUGCACGCCUGCCCCCUGGAGUACGGAUGAGCCUGGAGAACGGUGAGCUUUGGAAACGUUUCAGUAGCAUCGGCACAGAGAUGAUCAUCACAAAGGCAGGCAGGCGGAUGUUUCCACAGCUCAAAGUUUCAAUAACAGGACUGGACCCUGAGGCCAAGUACCUGCUGCUAGUAGAUGUUGUCCCGGUCGGCAGCUCCCGUUACAAGUGGCAUGGCAAGCGGUGGGAGGCCAGUGGCAAGGCUGAACUGCCCCCACCAGACCGGGUCUACAUCCAUCCUGACUCACCUGCAUCGGGGGCCCACUGGAUGCGCCAGCCUGUAUCCUUUCAUCGGCUCAAGCUGACCAACAACACAUUGGACCCCCACGGACAUCUAAUUGUUCACUCUAUGCACCGCUACCAGCCGAGAGUACAUGUGGUUGGUGCUGGAGGGCGCCGUGGUGCAGGGGGCGGCUGUGCUUCUUUCACUUUUCCUGAGACCCAGUUUCUGACCGUCACGGCCUACCAGAAUCCACAGAUCACCCAAAUGAAGAUUGAGAGCAACCCUUUUGCCAAGGGCUUCCGGGAGAAUGGCAUGAACAGCAAACGGGAACGUGAGGCCCGAAUCAAGAGGAAGAUGAAAGCAAACGAAUGCGAGGCCAACAUGGGAGAAAAUGAGAGCAAGAAAGGACCCUGCGACUCUACCCUGACAGAGGAGCCCCCUCUGCAGCAACAGCCGCCACCGGCACUUCCACACCCUUCCUGCUCCUUUUACCCUGCGGCAGGGGCCAACCCCAGUGGGGCUGAGGCAUACGUGCAGCACCCAGCAGCCUUCCAUGGUUUGCGAGGGGCACCUUCGCCAUAUAACAGCCCAAGCCAAGAGAUGGCCGCUCCUCCAUCUUCCCCAACUACCAAGUCACCGCCUGAGCAAUCUGACUUCAGAGCAAUGCUCCCAACAAGUUGGAAUGGCCUUGAUAUUAUUCCUUUCUUGGGUGGGCCAGAACCAUCAGAUGCCUCUUUUCCUCCUUUUAAAUUCAGCUUCACCCCCUACCCACCUCCCCCUCGUGUCUAUGGGCCUCCCACUGGCUACCCCAGCUCCCAGCCACCUAUGCUGUAACUCAGGUUCCUUUUAUAGGAACUGGGAUCCUGUCUCCCUGCUCUGUCCUCUUCUGCUCUCAAGGUAUCAUGGUACUUUCCCCUUCCUUUGUUACCUAUUUUGGGAGAGGCAGGGCAAGCUUGUUUGUAUUUUGAUUAUCUUAUAAUUAAAUCUCUUUUACGGUCAUCACA
This is a messenger RNA of Hemicordylus capensis (graceful crag lizard), 1433 nucleotides long. RefSeq names its product T-box transcription factor 6 (gene TBX6). Gene Ontology annotation, biological process: vasculogenesis; heart looping; regulation of transcription by RNA polymerase II. The coding region runs from base 1 to 1263 and encodes 420 amino acids. Gene Ontology annotation, molecular function: voltage-gated potassium channel activity; RNA polymerase II cis-regulatory region sequence-specific DNA binding; DNA-binding transcription factor activity, RNA polymerase II-specific. The transcript has 9 exons. Gene Ontology annotation, cellular component: membrane; nucleus. The record is from RefSeq and is a predicted model, not a curated record. Lineage: Eukaryota; Metazoa; Chordata; Lepidosauria; Squamata; Cordylidae.